AUGUCGGAUUUCAGAUCCCAUCGGGUUCCCCCACUCCUGCAGCCCCAGGGGACAUCCGUCUCUAGCAGUGCUUCCAUCUUGGGGAGAAGUGAUGGCUAUCCAGGCACGUACACGUACCGAGGAUCAUUCCCACCCCCACCACUGUCAAGCCUGGGGGAGAUUGGCAGGAUGCCACCGUAUACAGCGACACCACGAGCUCUAGAGAGCUCCAUCGAGCGGACUCAGAAUCUGUAUCUCGGACCAGGGAUGUUAAUGGAUCCCGUCCAGCCGCGCUUGCCACAACCGGUUGCAGAUGCCCCUCCGUUCCAUGAAACCUAUAAUAUCCAACCGAUAGUCUCGGGGGCUCAAUCCAUCAAACCUGAGAUCCAGGCUAAGAUUCACAAAGGCUUCUUCCAGGUUGAUGAGAAGUGGACUUGUUAUAGACGCAACUACUUUUCCGUCUCAUGUUCCUUCUCUUUGCAACCUUGGGCACCCAGCCAGCAACUUUAUGUUAAGUUCUCGGAACAAGCAACCGAACGCAUUCAGACAUGGUCGAUGUCUAUCUCAGCUAUAGUGAACGCACAGUAUGGAGAACCUCGAGAGCUGGUUCAGCACACCCCUAAACGGGACAAGCAAUCGGAAUCGAAACCGAAGAAAAUUGUCCUACAGCCGUCUCAGCCCCCGCCGCUGGUUCUCAGCCAUGGAGCGUCAUCCACCAGCACUCAGCAUAGCUUUUCAUUGGCCUCGCAGUCACCUGGGUUGUCGCUGGAUUACAGCCCAUAUGCAAAUACUGCCCAGCCGUCGCACCCUCCCACACAGCACACGUUCGAACGGAUUCAGUUCCAGAAGGCAACGGCGAACAACGGAAAGCGACGAGCCCAGCAGCAAUACUACAACCUUGUGGUUGAACUCUACGCGGGGAUUUCCAACCCUGUUCCGGGAGGCGAACCCUAUCAAUGGAUCAAGGUUGCCAGACGGCUUUCGCACCCAAUGGUUGUUCGGGGGCGGUCCCCGGGCCAUUACAAAGACGGCCGGCGCGAUGGUUCGACAAGUAUGGGUCCGGAUGGGGGGAGCGGUGGCUCCGGUGAUGGAAGUGGAGGGGCUGUCCUACCUUCAGGCUUAGGAUCAGCUGCACGGUCUCACUUCAUCAUGCCGUACGACCCUUCUCAGCGCAAUGGUCCACAUUACGGUCGAACAGAUUACCAUCAAAUGACAUCGUCAGACCAGUCACCGCUUAGCGAGAGUCCGCACAUAUCGUCAUCCUCGUCAUCCACGUUUGAUAUCGGACUCAACACCAUGGAUCCCAUGGACUCGAUGAAAAGCACGUCCAGUAUGGAUUCUUAUCAGGACCCGAAUUUCACUGGCAUGAAUAACCGAAAGCCACCAAGCCAUUUUCCCCACCAACUUCCCUCUUUCGACUUUGAGCCCAUCUCUAAACCAGCCGAAGAGACCAAUCAUUCAUUUCCUGGGACGUAUGACUCUCUGGUACCUCUUUUGACAAAUGACCAGCACGAACCUCCCCAUUACAUGAAGCAUGCCCAUCGGCCAGCUUCUCACAUGUACCAGCACUCCAGUAGCAGUGGUUACGACCCCAUCUACUCGGCUGCUCGCACCGCUGACGGUACCUCUUAUGGUCGUUUUCCCAACACUCCAAGUCUGUGCGUUUAG
Messenger RNA from Aspergillus sclerotioniger CBS 115572, 1647 nucleotides. RefSeq names its product NDT80 / PhoG like DNA-binding family protein. Bases 1 to 1647 code for a protein of 548 amino acids. The record is from RefSeq and is a predicted model, not a curated record. Gene Ontology annotation, cellular component: nuclear chromosome. The transcript is spliced from 2 exons. Gene Ontology annotation, biological process: meiotic cell cycle; positive regulation of transcription by RNA polymerase II. Gene Ontology annotation, molecular function: DNA-binding transcription factor activity; DNA binding. Lineage: Eukaryota; Fungi; Ascomycota; Eurotiomycetes; Eurotiales; Aspergillaceae.